UUAUGAUAUUUGUCUUUGCCCUAGCACAGUAGUCUGUAUAGACAUUUUAAGGAAUCUCACAGAUUAUAUCAUUGCUAUUUAAUAGCUUUAUAAGAAAUAUAAACCAGCCUUGAGCCUUGCCUGACCACGACUGGUUGUCCUUUAUGCGGAUUAAGUCUUUUAUUGGUCUAUUUUUGUAUGUGGCUUUUUGACAAGAGGCUAAAUUGACGUGACGUACGGAAUGAUAGGGCUGCAGUAUGGCCUGACGAUUUGACCUCGCAGGACGAUCACCGGGUCAACACAUCUCUCGUUUGUUGUCCAUUAUCCCCAAAAAAGGUAAAGACAAAACUAGAGCAGCUACAAGGAGCUUCUUUAUACCGGAAGUGGUCCUGCGAGGUCGUCAUGGGAAGCAAAGUCAGCUCCAAAAUGGCAGCACCCGCAGCCCGAGUUAUCCAGGCUGUUCGGCCUCACGCUCCUUUGAUCAAGUUCCCCAAAAGACAAGACGUAGCAAGGCCCAAUGUUCAAGAGGCAUUGAAAACGUUAGCAGUAAACGUCUCACCACACAACGCACCAGCGCCGCCUCCUUUAUCAAGACCUCAUGUACCUUUGACCCCCGUUUCUGGCACGCCAGACACUCUCGCCUCUGUUCAGCUACUACCUGCAAGGUACCGAAGGAGACCGAUGGCGGUGGAUGAAAUGGACUACAUCCAGCGUGGUGGACCAGAGUGACGUGAAGCGACUCAAUCACUUCAACCAAAGUCCUUGUCUGUUGGAGAUCAGUGUCUUUAACUCUGUUCCUCAGCACAAGAGAUUAUAUUGCCACAUGGGACAUGAUGUAGAAUAAAGUAUUGCAUAAAGCCCAUUAAAAUGUACAUAUGUUUAUUUUUUUUGAUGUAAUUGUAUUUUAAGUCCAUACUAAAGGGAUAUCUUCAGCAAGCUCUAACAAUAGCGUCUAGUGUUUUCUUAUUUACUAUUCCUUACAGGUUUGUUUUUGUUAAACCUUGUUUCAACAUUACACCAGCUUAACCCAACAUAAGAUGGUUUUAAUGUAGUCAUAUUCGGAGCUUCACUGCAACACCACAACAUCUAAAUCAAAGCAUGAGGCUCAGUUACAUAGAAAAUGAUGUGGAAGUUUCUUUGCUUUUUCAUGCCUUUCACUAACUGAUCUGUUUGUUGGAACUAAACCAAGCUGAAGUGAUGCUGGAUAUCAA
Messenger RNA from Etheostoma cragini (Arkansas darter), 1190 nucleotides. It is a transcript of the gene kgd4, whose product is annotated as mitochondrial ribosomal protein S36. The coding region runs from base 382 to 708 and encodes 108 amino acids. NCBI's taxonomy places the organism in Eukaryota, Metazoa, Chordata, Actinopteri, Perciformes, Percidae. Gene Ontology annotation, biological process: 2-oxoglutarate metabolic process. The transcript has 5 exons. The record is from RefSeq and is a predicted model, not a curated record.